Molecule: messenger RNA, 915 nt
Organism: Penicillium coprophilum
Lineage: Eukaryota; Fungi; Ascomycota; Eurotiomycetes; Eurotiales; Aspergillaceae
Product: J domain-containing protein
Exons: 1
Coding region: 1-915 (304 amino acids)
Source: RefSeq, a predicted model, not a curated record
AUGUUUAAGAACAUUCAUCUCUAUGUCAACCGCCCGCUACUAUCGAAAUUGACCGCGAUCUCGCCACUGUCACAUUUCAACCCCAAAAUCUCUCCAAGUCAUGGACUGCGGGCACCAUGCAAAAGCAGGAGAUAUGCCACCGGAGCAGAAUUCCCAUUUCAGAACUACUCAUGGCCUAGCACUGCGUCUUUCACCCCGUAUGACGUCUUGAAUCUACCCCGCGACGCGACGUACACGAAAAGACAUUACUAUGACCUCGUUAAGAUCUACCACCCCGACCGACCUCUCACAGACCAUCCUCUUUUCAGUCAAUUGACCGCUGAAACCCGACUACAUCGGUACCGGAUUGUGGUUGACGCACAUGAUAUCCUUUCCGAUCCGAUCAAACGAGCAGCGUAUGAUCGGAAUGGCACUGGCUGGAGCCACACGGUAUUGGAUACAACCAUAAUUCGCGACUCACAUGGACCAAACAUCUACUCAAAUGCCACAUGGGAAGAUUGGGAAGACUGGCAUAACCGCCAUCAAGGGCCGCAGCAACAUGUUGUCGACCAGCGCACCUUCUCUCGGCUUAUUAUCCUCUUGGUGCUGUUUGCGGGCGCCCUUCAAGCAUCCUGGAUCGGGCAGAUGAAUAAUGGCAUGAAUGAUCGAUUACGUGAGGUCACUGAGCAGUCGGCGCGGGUCCUACAGAGCCGCAGAGAUGAGGCCAUCAAACAGAUGAAUUCAAAUGAGGCGCGGGUGCAGGGUUUCCUCAUUCGGAGAGACCCCACCGGGUCGGGUGUGAAGGACCACGAGCAACCGGUUUAUCAGAGCGAGUUGAAUCCUCGUCGCGGUCUGGACGGGUCCUUCCAGGCUGGCCAAAAUAGCCGAGAGUCUGCACAGCCGGUGGAUAAGUCUGAACCUUCGGAUCUCUCCUAA